Hemisphaericaspora subhashii is the source of this 1536-nucleotide messenger RNA. It is a transcript of the gene CAP1, whose product is annotated as DNA-binding transcription factor. The transcript has a single exon. Gene Ontology annotation, cellular component: RNA polymerase II transcription regulator complex. The coding region runs from base 1 to 1536 and encodes 511 amino acids. The record is from RefSeq and is a predicted model, not a curated record. Lineage: Eukaryota; Fungi; Ascomycota; Pichiomycetes; Serinales; Debaryomycetaceae. Gene Ontology annotation, molecular function: DNA-binding transcription activator activity, RNA polymerase II-specific; transcription cis-regulatory region binding.
AUGAUGACUGACACAAAGAGAAAUAUAUCAGAAGUCAUGAUUGACUCUUAUCCUUAUGAUGAUGAUGAUACUCAUGAUGAUAAGAAAGCCCAUUCAAGACCAGGUAGAAAACCAAUUGAAACUGAACCUAAAUCAAAAAGAACGGCUCAAAAUAGAGCAGCUCAACGAGCUUAUCGUGAACGUAAAGAACGUAAAAUGAAAGAUUUAGAAGAUAAAGUUAAAUUAUUAGAAGAUGCAAAUGUACGUGCUAUAACAGAAGCUGAUUUCUUAAAAGCUCAAGUUGAUGUAUUAAAAAAUGAAUUGGCAAGAUAUAGAGGUCAUGAAGAUUUUUCUGAUUUAAAAUUACCAACAAAAGUUGGACAUUUAUCAAAUCCUGUCAAUAAUUAUGAUGAAGAUUUAUCAUCUUCAAAUAUAUCAUCCAAAAGUUCAAUUGAUGGUAAUAAUAAUAAACAUUCUAAUUUAACUUCUCCAUCGAAUAGUUUUUCAUUUGAGUUUCCUUGGUCAAAGAAUAAUAUACAAUCCUUGAAGCAACAACAACAAUCACGACAGUUUAAUCAUCCAGGACUGAUUCAAGAAGAACAAGUUCCUGAUUUAGUACUGGGUUCUUCCUCUUCGACUUCUCCAUUAAAUGAUAAUUUAUUAGUAUCUCCAGAAUCUUCAAUUGCUUCAUCUAGUUAUGUUCCAAAUGGUAUGUCAACAAAUUUAGAUUUUACUAAUAAUAAUACUUCCGGUUUUGAUGAACAAGUUGAUAAUUUUUGUGCUAAAUUAGGUGAAGCUUGUGGUACAAGACAACAACCAAUACCUAAAUAUAAAAGAAAAUCGACAACUUUAAAUCAAUAUUCAUCAUAUGAUUCUCCAUUUUCAAAUUUAGUAACUCCAAUUUCGAAUACUAUGGAUUAUUCAAAUGAUCCAUUUUUCUUGGGAAGUACCACCUCAUCUGAUUUCAAAGUUCCAAACAACAAACCCAGACCACAACUGACCAACUCCAACACCUACGCAUUAUCAUUCCUAAAUGACAACAACUUCGACGUUUCUCUCGCAUUUGGAGACCCAUCCCCAUCCAAACAAGCCGAUGAAGAUGAAUUCGACCCCGUCGCCCUUCUAACAACAGAAGAAUCAAUCUAUGACCAAACAAAGUCCCCUAACAACAACACCAAUAACAACAACAAUAACAUAAAUGUGAAUUUCAACUUUAACGACUUCCUCAAAACCGCACUUCCAGAACAAUCACCCUCCUCCACCACCGGCUCCAACAAUAACUAUACCACCAGUCUCAAUAAUGUCGACCAAUCCUCCAGUAUCCUUCUACCCCAGGAAGAUGAGUCAGAUGACGAAGUGGUGCCAGCACCGGCGGAUACGAUUGAAUGUAGUGAGAUUUGGGAUAGGAUAACGGCUCAUCCUAAAUAUACCGAGAUUGAUAUUGAUGGGUUGUGUAAUGAAUUGAAGGCGAAGGCGAAGUGUAGUGAAAAGGGGGUGGUUAUUAAUCUGAGUGAUGUUAAUCUGUUGUUGGAACAGAGUGCGAAGGUGAGGCGGUAG